Molecule: messenger RNA, 2091 nt
Organism: Colletotrichum truncatum
Lineage: Eukaryota; Fungi; Ascomycota; Sordariomycetes; Glomerellales; Glomerellaceae
Product: heterokaryon incompatibility protein
Source: RefSeq, a predicted model, not a curated record
AUGUCUCUCUGCGAUCUAUGCAAGAAUAUUCCUUGGGAAACUCUUCCUGAAGUGCCGCCUGAUCUUAGUGGUAAUCUGACAGGAUACAAAUACAUCCAGCCACUACUUAAUUGGCCCGCGGACGUGCGAGGUCACGAGCACCACCAUAAUCUUGAUGCUCUGCGAGAGUCGGCCUCGACAUGUUCCCUCUGUUCCCUCAUUCUCUCUUCCGCAGAGAAUGUGGAGAAACAGCUCCAAGAGCUGAAGCCACAAUGGGAAGCCAAAGAAAUACAUCAGUACGAUUGGCCAACCUAUGACUUCUUCUUGGUGAAGAGACAGGAAGGUGGAGAUGGCUGCUGGGUCAUGAGCUUCGUGCGCCCUGACACUGAUCAAGUCGAAAAGAAUAGAAAGAAACGCCGUAAAGAGGCGUGGAUCAUAGCGGCGCUUGGGAUAUGCGUCCGAGAGGGCGAUCCUUUAGAAGAGGUCAUCCAAGGCAGACCGGUAGAGGGUGACGCGAACCAAACGGUUGCUUUUGAAAGAAGCCGCAAGUGGCUAAAGGAUUGCGAAAGUCAUUCCGGCUGCUCUCCGUCUCAGCCUCUCUUGCCUUCUCGAAUCAUUGACGUCGGCGAGCUUGGAAGCCCCAAGGUACAUCUCUGGGAACCGGUACCUGAAAAUACGGUCGGACACUAUGUCACUCUGAGCUAUUGCUGGGGAUCAUCUCCACAGUUAACCACGACGCGAGCAACAAUGGAAGAGCGGAAAGCCGGAAUCACCAUAUCCGACAUGCCAGCGACGCAUCAAGACGUGAUAAAGCUUACCCGGGAGCUCGGGAUACGCUAUCUUUGGGUCGACGCUUUAUGUAUCUGUCAAGAUGAACGCGCGGAUUGGGAAAGGGAAUCAGCAAAAAUGCUUUCAAUCUAUUCCAAUGCGUACUUGACGGUCGCUGCGGUUAGAUCCCACCACAGUUCCGACGGUUUCCUGGGUCCCCGUGCUAGUAGAAGAUUCGUAGAACUGGAUUAUAGCCGCAAUGACAUUAGCGGAAAGGCUCUUGCAUUCAAUUUGCCACUGCGAGAGGAACAUGUAAAGCACGACUAUCUCGGUUUGCCGAAUGAGCCUCUCUCUCAGCGAGCCUGGGGUCUGCAAGAGCGUAUGCUCUCUCAUCGGGUCUUGAUAUAUGGUUCCGACCAGAUAUUCUUCGAGUGCAAUGAAGGAUUCCGCGGAGAGGACGGCCUCUACCUCGAGAUGCGGCAUGAUUGUGUACACAAAAGUCUAGACGCCAAAAGUGAAAAUAACAGCGACAGCUGGCUGAAGGGACUCACACUAAACAAACGACCGAAGCACGACACCUUGAGGGGGUGGUAUAACAUGCUCUGGAAGUAUGGACCAAGGAAGCUUACACGUCCAUCCGACAAACUUCCAGCUCUCUCGGGAAUAGCCAGUCUCUACGCAGAGAAGAUUGGCGAACAAUAUCUUGCUGGCUUAUGGAGAGACCAACUCAUCGAGGGUUUGAUGUGGCAGAGUCUCAGUUUCCGGCGUGUUCCCGAAUACCGUGCCCCUUCAUGGUCAUGGGCGUCCGGUGAUGGAAUCCCGGCAACUGGCCAAAUAGUUGAUUUCAGUGACAUUGCCGAGAUUCUGGAUGCGAACGUCACUCUCAAGGGUGACAACCCGUUCGGAGAGGUAACAGAUGGCUACAUCAAGCUCCGGGCUCCAUGUCAGCAACUUUAUCUUGUCUUGGAGAAUUGGGACCCGGAAGCGCCAGGCCACUUCAAGUAUGACAACAACAUUAAAGUGCGCACCAAGGACGGCAAUCCUGAAGGUGAAUUUUCACGCUUUGACUUCGCCUUCACAGAUGAUGAUGCUCCUCAAGAAGCGAAGAAGAUUGUGAAAAGCUUAGAAGGUGUGGAUAUAUUUGCUCUCCACAUUUUCAAGAGCCGAUCUUGGGAGCCGGAUGCGUCUGAUGACGAAGGAACAUACCAUUCGCUGAUCGUGAAGAAGGUAAAGGGAACAGACAAUUUUGAGAGGCUCGGGUUCUUACUGUCGGACAAGGAUAUGCUGGGGAAAGAACCCGAGAAGGAAGACAAAGAAGGAUUUUGGACGGUCACACUGGUGUAG